CGCGACUUAUUUCCUCCAGGGGGUGGACAGGACGCGCAACUUAUGUUUCAAUUGUGACACUCCUCGGCACGGCUGGAGACACCUCAAGUCGCCCGCAGGGAGGCAGGUUCGCUGCUAUCGAGGGCGCAGCGCUGCUGCUGCGGUGACGAAACACAGCCAGCAGACUCCGGGCGCUGGCAGUGCUGUGGCAGCCAGUCUCUCCGGGACAGCAGACAGCAGCACACAGCAGGCAGCAGCUUACAGCAGAAUACACGGCGCACCGCGGCAGCGCCACAGACCCGGGACACCCUCGCUGGGUUGCGAGACAGUGACGUACAGAGGGCGCUGCAGCACGGCGAUGGCUGCCACCACUGAUGGAGACAGCGUGGAGCGCAAGGAAGAGGCCCUGCGAUGCGAUGGCCUGGGCCGAGGAUACAUGUGGUGGAGGCGAAGACGUUUUCAACUGGCAUUCCUGUGCUUCGUUGGAUUCGCAAAUCUCUAUGCUGUCAGAGUUAACAUCAGUGUCGCCAUUGUCGACAUGGUGGCUAACCGUUCAGUUAGCACAGAAAACAACACGGUGACAUAUGAGCAAGAUUUUCCAUGGGACUCAAGAGUGCAGAGCCUCGUGCUGAGCAUGUUCUUCUAUGGCUAUGUGCUCACACAGCUGGCAGGUGGCUGGCUAGCUACUCGGUUUGGUGGUGCUAGACUCGUAGGGAUAGCAGUCGCUGGCUCUGUACUGUUGUCAGUUUUCACACCACCCCUUGCCUGUUCCAGCUUAUACCUGCUGAUGGCUGCUCGUGUCCUUAUGGGCUGUUUUCAGGGAAUGGUAAUGCCAGCAAUGAAUGAAAUGUGGGUGUAUUGGGCACCAAUUGAAGAACGCUCUCGUUUGAUUACAAUUACUUUGUCUGGCUGUUCAUUUGGUACUGUAAUUGCAAUGCCAGCAUCUGGAAUCAUAGCUUCUUCACUCAGUUGGCCUUUUGUGUUCUACAUAUUUGGAGGAUUAGGAUUACUAUGGUAUGCAAUUUGGGUGCCAUGUGUGAAGAAUACUCCAGAAAAUGACACCAGAAUUUCAGUAGAAGAGUUAAAAUACAUCACUGAAAGGAAAGACUAUUCAGCUCAAGAGAGUAAGACUAUUAAAACUCCUUGGCUUAAAAUAUUCUCAUCGCCACCAUUCAUUGCAACUGUCAUAUCACAUUUUGCAGCUAAUUAUGGACUUUUCAUGUUUCUGACAGAAUUACCUACUUUUAUGAGUGAUACUCUUAAUUUUGAUCUCCAGAAAACAGGGUUUCUUUCUGCUCUCCCCCACUUAGUGAUGUGUAUUGUCCUUCAGAUCUCAGGUCACUUGUAUGACUACUUAAAUAAGAAGAAAGUUCUUUCUCCCACACUGUUGCGAAAGUUGUUUCUUUGUGGAUCGUUUACCAUACAGGCUGCACUUUUAGUGCUAGCUUCUUAUCUCAGGAUACCUGCAGCAGUUGCACUGUGUCUAACAAUGUGUCUGGGGGCAGGUGCAUUAUGCUAUACAGCUCUGUGCUCAUUGUUUAUGGAUCUGUCACCAUUACAUAGCAGCAUAUUAUCUGGAAUUUCUUCCACUGUGGCAAAUUUAUCUGGAAUGAUUGCACCAGUUGUAGCAGGCUUUAUUGUGCGGAACAAGACUGCUGAAGAGUGGAGAAUUGUUUUCUUCAUUGCUGCUGCAGUUUAUGUUACAGCUGCUUUAAUUUUUGGUGUUUUGGGAUCAUCCGAAAGGCAGCACUGGGCAAAAGAGUCUGUAGCAGCUGGUGAUAAUAACAAGCCACAUGAAAAAAUAAAUAUAAGUGAAACAAAAGAUGUAGUGACACAUAUGUAAUGUAAUUUCUAGUAAUUUUAAUGUAGCUGGUCUUUGUGAUGUUGUGAUAUGAAAAUGAGAGUCACCAUUUCUUUGAUGGAUCAGAAGCAUUUUAAUCCAGUUGCAAUGGAAAAAAGUUACUUGUAAUAAUUCUUUAACGUUCUCAUGUGCUUUAAAUUUAGAUGCAAAGUUUUAUUUGCAUCUUUCAAAUCAAUGUGAAUCUCAAGAUUUAUAUGAAUUUAUAUUUAUUGCC
Messenger RNA from Schistocerca americana (American grasshopper), 2054 nucleotides. Its product is annotated as sialin-like. The record is from RefSeq and is a predicted model, not a curated record. NCBI's taxonomy places the organism in Eukaryota, Metazoa, Arthropoda, Insecta, Orthoptera, Acrididae. The transcript is spliced from 11 exons. Gene Ontology annotation, cellular component: plasma membrane. Gene Ontology annotation, molecular function: transmembrane transporter activity. Gene Ontology annotation, biological process: monoatomic anion transport; transmembrane transport. The coding region runs from base 338 to 1822 and encodes 494 amino acids.